Adineta ricciae is the source of this 5670-nucleotide messenger RNA. NCBI's taxonomy places the organism in Eukaryota, Metazoa, Rotifera, Eurotatoria, Adinetida, Adinetidae. The record is from the annotation of a GenBank genome assembly.
AUGGAUGAUGAUGAUUCAAUCGAUUUGUCCGAUACCGAUGAAUUCAUGCUUGAUAUUGAAAUAAAUCCUGCUAAUGUUCAAGACGUUAUCAACAUGGCUUUAGCUGACGAUAAUAGUAAUAGUAAUUUACCAACAGUCACUACUAUUACUUCUGAUCUAACACCGAUUUCGGAUGAACUACUGAAUUUCGAUGGAAAUAAAUUUGGUGAAGAAUUACUUCAGAAAGCUGAUUUAGAAAAGGGCUUAUCAGAACAUUGGAAAACGUUUGUGCCGCAAUGUUACGUUUAUCAUACACAAUUGAUCAAAGGUAUCAACGAACUGCGUGCGCAAGAUAUUCUUUUUCGGCCAUUGAAUGUUUAUUUAUAUGGGACAUUGAAAAUUGAUGAAGCCAUAGACAAAAUUCGAUCAUUCAAUAAACCAUCCACUGUUUGUGGACAUCUAUUUAAAGCUGAAGAGCCGACGUACUUUUGUCGAGAUUGUUGCAUCGAUCCGACAUGUGUCUUAUGUACAGAUUGUUUUCUUCAAAGUGAACAUCGAAAACAUCGAUAUAAAAUGAAUGUUUCUGCGGGUGGAGGCUACUGUGAUUGUGGAGAUAGCGAAGCUUGGAAACAACAUGUACAUUGCAAUAUACACUUACCACGUGGAGAUGAUAGCGAAUCGCCUGAUGAUGUGCUGAAUCGUUUACCAGCUGACGUUCGUCAACGUGCAAAAGAUUUAUUUGGGAUUUUACUUCGUUUUAUUAUAAAACUACUUUUUACUGAAAACUAUCAAGACAUACCAGCGGAACUAAAGAAUGAAUAUUGGGAUGGUGAUCACGAACGAUAUGCGACGAUGUUGUUUAACGAUGAAGUUCAUACUUAUGACCAAGUGAUCAAUGUUUUAAACCGUGCAAUACAGUGUUCAAAACACGAAGGUCACGAAUUCGCGUCACUAGUUGAUCGCGAAGGUCGUACAGUGAUUCGAAUAGGUACAAUGGAACAAUGUCGUGAAGCGCAACAGACAAUUCGUACGCGCACUGUCGAGAAUCCAUUGAAAUGUGAAAUCUAUCCUAGUUCAUUUAUUUCACUACAAUAUUUUGCCCAGAAACUUCUAACUUAUCUUCAAGAUACGAUCGCAAUCUCCGAUGGCUUCCGACGCAUAUUUUGUGAAUGUGAAAUGGAACGCGAUGAGCAACAGAACAUCGCUCUUACCGAAAAAGUCCUACUAGGAGAAAAGUUCGUUUGGAAAAGCGCCAGAUCAGCAUUGCAUCAAAUAUUCAUCAACAGCUUUUUUAUGGAUGCUGACUGGAAGAAAACAUUUGCAAUCCUAUAUAUGAAAAAUUAUGCGACAGUUUGGCGAAAUUUUGUCAAAGAUCCCGACGAAUAUGUUUCAUUUACCGAUCUUUCUGUUCAAAUAUACACUGUACCAACUUUGUGUUAUCCGAAUCUUGUCCGACAAUAUCGUACUGACUCUACUACCAUUUUUCGUACUGAUUGUUUCUUGAAACUAUCGGUUCAACUAUUGACGACUCAAAGUCUUGCGAGAUAUUUGAUAUCUUCACAUAAUGCAUUUCAAACAAUAGUAGAUGCAUUCCUUGAGUAUUGCCAAUCGAAAGUUGAAAACGGUCGACUGAUCUUUUCAAGAACAAUGAAUACAAUCCUACAUCAUGAGUUUCGGCGUGCUCAAUCAAUUCUUUAUGAUUUAAGAUACCUAUUAGGUGUUAUUCCUGACCAGUACACAUCUGAACUACGCGAAAAUUUUAUCAACGGUUUUCGAGCGUUUCUUCAGUUGUUAAAAUUUAUGCACGGUAUGGACAAAGUGACACGACAAGUCGGCCAACACAUCGAAUUCGAUCCAGAAUGGGAAACUGCGUUCAAUUUAGUCAUUAAAACGCAAACAGUUAUCGCAUCGAUAUUGGAUUGGUGUUCCUCUGAUGCCGAAUUGUUACUUCGUGCAUACGACGUAGCUGGUUCAGUUUUAGGCGAGAUAGAAAGGACAACUGACAUUUCACAUUUAAUUAAAGAUAAAAACAAUUCACCAAUUGUGAAAACAUCUGUGCAUGAUCUCAAAGUCGACUGUUUUGCAUACGAUGUAGCUAAAGAUCCUGUCACAGUACACAUACCGGUUGUUAGACUCUUUGUUGCUUUGCAUGCUCAUCUACAAAAAUAUGCAGAUACAAUGGCAACAUUUACUACUAUAUGCGAGAAAUACAAAGUACAUUCGUGUUUUGUCUAUGAAGAGUCCUUACGAAUUCAAGUUCUGAGUGCUCAACAUGAGGCUGGUCUCUGGAAGCGUAACGGUCACUCACUGUCAAAUCAAAUUUAUUACUAUUCAAAUGUCAAAUGUCGAAAAGAAAUGUAUGAUAGAGACAUACUUGCCUUACAAGUUGGUGCUUCAUUGACACCAGCUAAUGCGUUUUUUGUUCAAUUACUUCAUAAAUUCAAUUUAUUGGAGUGGGUUCGCUCUCCGGAGAAUGGUCAUUCGUCCGAUACAGAAUCGAAAAUCAAAGAAAAGGUGCGAAUUAUGGAAGAAUUUCUUUGCUUGCUGCUUGUUAUUGUUGGCGAACGAUAUGAGCCAGGUGUUGGUAAAAUAACGCGUGACCAAAAACUGACACGAGAAGUUAUUCAUCAGUUAUGCAUUUCACCCAUGGCACAUUCGGAGUUAAUACGAGGCUUACAAGACUCUGGACAAUUAGAAACAGGAUCAGGCGAUUUAGAAAGCAUCUUGAAAGAAGUGGCAGACUUUAGACGUGGCAAUGCAACAAAAGGAAACUAUGAAUUGAAAGCGAAUCGAUUGUCCGAAUAUAAUCCAUUCUACUAUCACUAUACAAAAGCUGAUCAAUGCAAAUCUGAAGAAUACGUAAUCAAACGUCGAAAAUUGAUUGAUGAUGGCAGUCCAACAACACUACUUCCUCCUUGUCCACCAUUAUUUUCCGAAGCGUUUCGGCCAAUAGUUCAUCUUCUUGACUGUGAUAUAUUUCUAACGUUACUUAGAGCGUGUCUCUAUCGAUCAACAGAUCCCAAAGCUCAGCUAUGGUCUGAAGCUAUUCUAAAUCGCGCAUUACAUCUGAUCAUAUUGGCUUUUUACGAACAAGAACGCGAACCGAACUUUCAAUUUUAUUCCAAAUGUCAAAAAUGUGAACUCAAUAAGUUAUUUAGUCAAUUACAUCUUCAUGUACCAAGCAAAGCUGAAAUCUGCAAAGAAUUGAUCAAUCAUAUCAAUAAACUUUUUGGAAAACAUAAUGAAACUAACGAACAAACCCUGGGAUCAUCAACAAUCAGCACCCUCCAAGAAACCGAAGAUCUAUCCAAACGUGCCCACCGUAAACGCAAAGAUCUAGCAGCACAAAAACGUGCUAAGAUCAUUGCACAUAUGACCGAAUUACAGAAGAAUUUUAUGGAAAAAAAUCUUUCGCUGUGUGGCGAAAGUACCGACGAACAACAAUCACCAGACCCACAGAUUUUUUCCACAUCUCCGGACACGAUACCAAAAUUCGAACCGAUGCUUGUCGAUGAUAUGCGUUCAACUAUACAAUCAUGCUUAGGAACAUAUGAUACCGAUGGAUCACAGUCGAGCAAACAUUCAAUAACGUGCAUUUUCUGUCAGGAAAACAGCGAUGUCAAAUUGAAUGCUGAAGCUAUCGUCUUACCAGCUUACGUACAAAACUCAAGAGUCUUAUCGAAAAAUCGAUCGAGACGAAUCGAAAAUUGGGACGCAUUUGAUUCGACAUUCAUGUCCAAUGAUCUUCAUUGGGGUGUACAUGUUUCAUCAUGUGGCCAUGCUAUUCAUGCCUCAUGUUGGACGAAGUAUCACAACUCAAUAACAUCUCAGGAUCAUCGCCGAGCAUUACGUAUACGUGGUUCGGCAAACUACGAUACUGACCGCAAUGAAUUUCUUUGUCCACUAUGUCAAACUUUAAGUAACACAAUCAUCCCAGUUCUCCCAGCAUUACGUACCUUUGCCCGCGAAAGAAAAGUAGCACAAAUAUCAUUCAGCGAAUGGCUAGAUGGACUAGAGAAAGCAUUGAAUGGUAGCAUUGAAUCUCGAUAUGAAAUUGAAACACAUGAAGAACAACUGUUUUUCAAUCCAUGUCCAUUGACAUCAAUUACGAAAAUGAUGGCUGAACGUGCUGCGCAAAACUUCCAGUUACUAUUCGGUUUUCCAGGAGAUUCAAGAGUUCAAGAUUUCUCUGACAGUAUUCGUGAACGUUUAUUGAAUUUUGCUAAUAAUGUUUAUGUGUUUGGAUUGAACGUUGAUCUCGAUGAUGCAAAUGAUCGUGUGCCAUUGAUCGUUUGGACAGCUUGUGCAUAUACAAUUCAAUCAGUAGAGCAAGUUCUUCGCAUCGAUUCGAAAUCAAUCUUUUCUCAGUUGUCAAUCCGACAAAGUGAACUUAUCAAUUCUUUGACGAAAGUUGCUGCUGUUUAUGGCUUAUUAAACGAUAGUGAAAAAAUACGCAAACAUUGCUUGAAAUUAUUAUCAGUGCUUCUUCUCUCUCGUACAACCAUUCAAAUUCCAUCGUUAGUCGAGAUUGAUCUAUUUCAUUUAUUGAUUUCGCUUUGUUUUACUCUGCCAAUACUAUUCGCCUCGAAAGAAGUUUCUCCGUCAUUAACGCAUGUUCCAACCGGAAAUCUCAAUGAUCUCUAUCUAAUGAGAUUGAUUGUCAUGGCUCAUUGCAUACAAAUUCUCUCAAGUCAAGGAUUCUUAUGCGACGAUAAAGAGAAUAUUUCUCAACAACAGACGAAAACGAAAGCCAACGAUGAAGCAGAGAUACAAACUAUUCAAGCGUUAGUAGACAAAAUUACCAAGAUUCAAAUACUGACAUCAUCAUCUACUCAAAUCUUAUCGCCAGAACGUAUUCGUAACAAACUCAAACAAUCGCUACUCCCACUGCUCCGUUGUUCAGCACUUUUCUAUCACCAAAUCACUGGAACUGCAUGGCCAGCAGAGAUGGUAGAUUUCGAUGAAUAUUCUGCUAUUUGUCAAUAUCUUGGCCUACCGACAAGUUUAUCUGAAUUAUUGGAUACAGAUAACGAACGAUGUGUCAACGAUUUAAUCAAUAGUUGGAUUUCAAAUUCGUCUACUGGCAAAUCAUGGGUUAAAUAUCCGGUCUCAAUCAAUGAAUUACAUCCAUUACCAAAGGAAUACAUCGAUCUAAUGAAUCAAGUAUCUCAAGGCGUUGCACCAUACAAAUAUGCCCGUGAUGAAAUACGUUCACCAUGCAUAUGUCUCAUUUGUGGCGAUGUUGUUGUUCGAUCAUCAUCAACAAAUUCGCCUAUUCCUCCAACGGCAAAUGGAAUUAUUUCCGCAUAUCUCAAUCCUGAUCAAACAGCUGGCCCGUGUAAUAUUCACACACAACAAUGUUGUGGAACAGUUGGACUCUACUUGCGAGUGAAAGAAUGUUCGUUACUCUUGUUGAAUAUCAAUAAUGAUGGACGAAUCAACAAAACACGUGGAACUUUUAUGCCCGCCCCAUAUUUGGAUGACUAUGGUGAAACAGAUCAAAAUCUCAGAAACAUCAUCAUGUACAACGAAUUAGAUCUUUUCGUACGUGGUAAUCCUUUGCAUUUGUGUGAAGAGCGAUAUCGGGCAUUGCAUCGACGAUGGUUGGGCCAUACGAUUCCUGAAGAUAUAUCACGAAAUAUAGAAGUCAACAACACAUCGGUCUAUGGGCAGAAUUGGAUUCAAUUUUAA